CCAAAACAUAUCAGCCAAUCGGAACGAAGUAUGCGCUUCCGUCCAAACCUUUAACGGCACACAGGCGACAACAACAGCGAUGCCACCGUUCCAUUCGAACGAGGCUGAACGGUGAAAGCACAAACUUUGGUGCGACAGUCUCCUCAGCCUACGAUGCAACAUCCAUACCACUGCCUUGUUCCCAUCACAGCCCAAGGCGACGGGGCGAAGUCUCUUCUGCUGCUGGCAUGUGGUUCCAAUCUGAUAUUGGCAUCCACAAUGAAUGGCUCAAUCAUUUCAAUGUGGACGUCCGAUCCAGGGGUCCUGUUGGCUACCGAACCGGGCAGUGGCGGAGGGGACGAAGAUGGUCGUCGUAAGAAACGUCAGAGGAUUGGUACCAAAUCAGGUGCAUCGCCUAGGAUUGUCAAACUCGCCGUCUCGCCUCACGGUCAACAUGCUGUCGCAGUAACAGACGACAAAUGCCUACGAGUUUUCGACAUCAAGAACGACGUCCUUACCGAGGUCAGCCAACGCACAAUGCCAAAGCGUCCUUGUGCGGUCAAGAUCCUCCCCGACAACGCGACUAUCCUCUCUGCCGAUAAGUUCGGCGAUGUGUAUUCCCUGCCCCUUCUGCCGUCAGAACCAGAUUCAAGCCAUGCGGCUUCCGGAGAAGACCCGUUCCCGGAGACGCAGAAAGCAGCCUUCAAACCUUCUGCGACAAACCUCACAGUACACACCAAGCGCAACCGUAAAGCGCUUGAAGCGCAAUUGAAACAGAAAAGCUUCACUGCCAAGAAGGAAGCUCUAAAGUAUGCGACUAGAGAAGUUGAUGGCAGAGAACGAAGCUAUAUCAUUACUGCAGACAGAGACGAGCACAUCCGUGUUUCGAGAGGCUUACCACAUACUCACGUCAUCGAAGGCUAUUGUCUCGGUCACAGCGAGUAUGUAAGCAAGCUGUGUCUCGUUCCUGGCACAGACCUCUUAGUGUCAGGUGGCGGCGACGACUGGUUGGGGGUGUGGAAUUGGACGACUUUCGCGCUGCGGCAUAAACUGCAGCUUCCAAGAGGAGCCAUAGCCUCCUAUGCAGCAAGCACCAGCGCAGUAGCCAGUGAACGAACGGUAGAUGACGCUAAGGAUACCCUGGCCAUCAAUGUCUCCGGUCUCUGGACAGUCCCCUACAUGGACUCAAGCGGCAACCAUGAGAUCGCUGUAGCAGUAGGCUGUGAGCGGACUCCGUUGCUGUUUUUGGUGCGUUCGUCCAGCUUGCAAUCAUCUGAAGCAGACUCGCUACUGUUCACGAAGCUCGAGCUACCGGCUCCUCCGCUAGACGUAGUCUGCUCUGAAAACUCUGUGAUAAUCUCCAUCGACAAUCGUCAGAGCGAAAGUGAACGCUUGAAGGCUUAUAAGAUCAGCGAGGACGACGUUGGCUUGGGAUAUCAGUUGCGCAUUGAACCGGACGCAGCAUGGAACACGAGACUAAAGUGCUUGAAUGACGCGGAGCAGGAGCAGCAUUGUGACGACGAAUCGGUGGACGAACUCUUGUACUCUGUGGCAACGUUGCGGAAGAGGAGAGCAUGGUCAUCCAAGCAGGGUGAGUAUGGGGACGAAGAUCCCACAAACGACCUUACGGAGGCUGGAGAUGACAUUGCGGAGUAAGGUAAAGCACUCAUGCAA
Messenger RNA from Baudoinia panamericana UAMH 10762, 1653 nucleotides. RefSeq lists its product as uncharacterized. The coding region runs from base 154 to 1635 and encodes 493 amino acids. Lineage: Eukaryota; Fungi; Ascomycota; Dothideomycetes; Mycosphaerellales; Teratosphaeriaceae. The transcript is spliced from 3 exons. Gene Ontology annotation, molecular function: protein binding; tRNA (guanine(46)-N7)-methyltransferase activity. Gene Ontology annotation, cellular component: tRNA methyltransferase complex; nucleus; cytosol. Gene Ontology annotation, biological process: RNA (guanine-N7)-methylation. The record is from RefSeq and is a predicted model, not a curated record.